Messenger RNA from Aspergillus tanneri, 1635 nucleotides. Its product is annotated as FAD-binding oxidoreductase. NCBI's taxonomy places the organism in Eukaryota, Fungi, Ascomycota, Eurotiomycetes, Eurotiales, Aspergillaceae. The transcript is spliced from 2 exons. The record is from RefSeq and is a predicted model, not a curated record. The coding region runs from base 1 to 1635 and encodes 544 amino acids. Gene Ontology annotation, molecular function: catalytic activity; FAD binding. Gene Ontology annotation, cellular component: mitochondrion.
AUGUCAAGUGCCAGGAAUCUCUCAGCUGUCCUCCGACGGGCUCGAGUGCCCAGGCCGCGCGCAUCGAUACGACCGAUUUUCAACCUGGGCGUCCCGACCGUGAAUGCCGCUCGCGCCUUCAGUGUUACCUCCACCGUCAACGCGACCAAGGAAGUCAAAUACACCACCGACGCUUAUCCCGAUCUCAAGCGAAACACCAAUUUCGCCGAACUUACUGCUGACGAUGUGACGUUUUUCAAGGAUCUCCUGGGCGCUCAGUCCGCGGUUAUCGAUGGGGUAUCGACCGAUGCUGCCGACGAUAUCGAACCCUUCAACGGCGAUUGGAUGCGCAAGUACCGCGGCCAUACGACGCUGGUCCUAAAGCCACAGACCACGGAAGAGGUUAGCAAGGUACUUAAAUACUGUAAUGAGAGGAAGCUGGCCGUCGUUCCACAGGGAGGUAAUACCGGGUUGGUGGGAGGCUCUGUGCCUGUUUUCGAUGAGAUUGUUAUCAACACCUCUCGAAUGAACAAAAUUCGCUCCUUCGACGAUGCCUCGGGCGUCCUGGUUGCUGACGCGGGCGUGAUCCUCGAGGUGGCCGACCAAUACUUGGCGCAGCGUAACCAUUUGUUCCCCUUGGAUUUGGGCGCCAAAGGCUCAUGCCAUAUUGGAGGAAAUGUUGCCACGAAUGCCGGAGGGUUGCGUCUGCUCCGCUAUGGAAGUCUCCAUGGUACUGUACUUGGUCUUGAGGCUGUGCUGCCGGACGGGACAGUUGUGGACUCUCUCUCGACGUUGCGGAAGAACAAUACCGGUUACGACUUGAAGCAGCUCUUCAUUGGUGCUGAGGGUACGAUUGGUAUCAUCACGGCAGUCUCUAUCCUGUGCCCGCCUCGUCCGAAGGCUGUCAAUGUUGCUUAUUUUGGCCUGGAGAGCUAUGAUAAGGUGCGCCAGGCUUUCAAGGAGGCAAAGGGCCAACUCUCUGAGAUUCUCUCUGCCUUCGAAUUGAUGGACGGUCGCACUCAGAAGCUGGUGCAUGAGACCACUGGUAACAAGUAUCCCCUGGAAGAGGAGUACCCAUUCUACUGUGUGGUGGAGACCAGCGGGUCGAAUGCCGAGCACGACAUGGCCAAAUUGGAGUCGUUCCUGGAACACAUCAUGGGCGAGGGGAUCGUUGCCGAUGGUGUUUUGGCUCAGGAUGAGACCCAGUUCCAGUCUAUCUGGCGUUGGCGUGAAGGUAUUACGGAGGCUCUGAGUCACCUGGGCGGUACCUACAAGUACGACGUCUCCAUCCCUCUUCCGGAAUUGUACCAGCUGGUUGAAGAUUGUCGCGAGCGGCUGACAAAAUUUGGAUUUGUCGGUGAUGAUGAGUCCUUCCCUGUUCGUGCCGUUGUUGGGUAUGGUCAUAUGGGCGAUUCGAAUCUCCACUUGAACAUUUCUGUUCGGCAGUACAACAAGGAGGUCGAGAAGGCUAUCGAACCCUGGGUUUAUGAAUGGAUUCAGAAGCGUAACGGUAGCAUUAGUGCAGAGCAUGGACUGGGACUUGCCAAGAAGGAGUUCAUUAGAUACAGCCAAAACGAUAUAAUGGUGAAGCUGAUGAAGCAAUUGAAGAAGUUGUACGACCCGAAUGGUAUCAUGAACCCUUACAAAUAUAUCUGA